CGCUGUAAUAUAUUUACCUAUCUUAUCCAUCGUCAAACAUUUAGAGUUAACAAAACAAAUUAAAUAUAGUAACAAAAUGCGGUAAAAUGACAUCAUAAAGACUGGGCUAAUUAAGACGGUUAUAUAUUUUAUGACAGGUUAUACGUACAGUAAUUGACAUUCUAACGUAAGAGGAAAAACGUUAAGUUAAACUGUCUACAUGUGCGCAAUAGGUGUAUAAACGGAUAUAUUCAAAUACAUGACUUACUUAUUAACAAUAGUACAUCACAAACUUUCAACUGUCUCCUUAAGUGCAUAAAUAAACGGUCCAGUAGUCGGAACGGGUUGAAUGUUUGUAAGAAACAGUUUUGAAUUUUAAUUCAAUUAAAUUAAAUUUCGAAGUUGAAAUAUUUGUGAACGUUUUUGCGUAUAAUUGUCGGACAUUUAUUUAUAAAGUUUUCACAAUGUCUUCUGGUCCGUACAGCUACCAGACAGGAACUUCAAAAACAUUCCAUUGGGCGGAUUACGCUGUUUUUGGUACUACAUUAGCUAUCUCUGCUUCAAUCGGAAUAUUUUAUGCAAUCAAAGACAGGAACAAAAACACCACAGAGGAGUAUUUACUUGCAGGACGGUCAAUGCAUCCACUGCCAGUUGCGAUGUCAUUGCUGUCUAGUUUUAUUUCUGCCAUUACAAUUCUUGGAACGCCAGCGGAAGUGUAUGUGUACAGCACAAUGUACUGGUGGAUCUCGGUGGCAUUUAUUAUCACCGCUAUAGGAGCGGCGCAUAUAUUUAUCCCGGUCUUUUAUAACCUCGGUAUCACCAGCGUCUUUGAGUAUGCCGAGAUGCGGUUUGGACGGACUACACGUAUUAUAGCAUGCAUCAUUUAUCUGCUAUGGAUGAUGUUCUACAUGGCUAUAGUGUUGUAUGCCCCUUCACUGGCCCUCAAUGCAGUGACCGGUUUGUCACUGUGGGGAUCCGUCCUGGCUGUUA
Ruditapes philippinarum (Manila clam) is the source of this 969-nucleotide messenger RNA. Its product is annotated as sodium-dependent multivitamin transporter-like. The record is from RefSeq and is a predicted model, not a curated record. Gene Ontology annotation, molecular function: symporter activity. Gene Ontology annotation, cellular component: membrane. Gene Ontology annotation, biological process: transmembrane transport; sodium ion transport. Lineage: Eukaryota; Metazoa; Mollusca; Bivalvia; Venerida; Veneridae.